UAUCUACAGUUAUCUAUGUUCGACAGAGAUUGUUAUCUCUGAUGUUUGUGGUAUAAUUUUGUUUGGAAAAUUGAAAGCAAGCCUGAAAAGUUUCCUCAGUAGUUUUGGCUGAAAGAAUAUUCAGAUGAAGAUCGAAAUGUUGAAAGUAGAAGUUGAUGAAGAUGAAAUCAAAGAACCAUUCAAUUACAAUGCUCAGUACGUAGAUGAUGAAAGGUCAACUUAUAAAUCAAGUAUUGAAGCUGUUGAACGAUUUGUGGAAGGAAAUGAGGAAUUUGAUAAGAUCAUAGAAACUCCAAAAAAAUAUGAAAAUGAGGUAUUAUCCAAUUCGAAAUUCAAUGAGACUCCCAAGGAGAUUAAUCCAAAGAAAUAUAAGUGCAAUUGUUGCGAUUUUUCUACAGCCCGAAAUAUAAACCUUAAAAGGCAUAUAGAUUCAGUUCACUUGAAGAUAAGGCAAUAUGAGUGUCACCUAUGUGAUUACGCCGCAGCUGAAAAGGCCUCCCUUAAACGUCAUAUGGAAUCAAUUCAUUCAAACUUGAAGGAACAUAAGUGUCACUUAUGCGAUUUUGCUUCAGCUCUAAAAAGGAAUCUUAAAAAGCAUAUAAAUUCAAUGCAUUUGAAUAUAAGGCGCCAUAAGUGUCACCUCUGCGAUUAUGCUGCGACUGAUAGAGGAUCAAUUAAAACUCAUAUUGAAUCAGUCCAUUUGAAUAUAAAGAAUCACCAAUGCUACUUAUGCGAUUUUGAUUCAGCCCGAAAAGUUGAUCUUACAAGACAUAUAAAAUCUGUACAUUUGAACAUCAAGCAGCAUAAGUGUCACUUAUGUGAGUUUGCUACAUCUUAUAAGACAAACCUGAGGGAGCACAUAGAUUCACUCCAUUUGAAUUUGAAGGAGUAUAAAUGUGAAAAAUGUGAUUAUGCCACAUCAUAUAAAGCAGGUUUAAGUCAACAUAUGAAUUCAGCUCAUUUCAAAUCCAAAAAACAUGAAUGUCACCUAUGUGAUUAUAGAUCAGUUCAAAAGAGACAUCUCCAAGAGCAUAUAGAAUCGAUGCAUUUGAAUAUAAAAAAAAAUAAAUGUUAGUUAUGUGACUCUUUGGCUUGUUUAUGUUUAUUUGAAUAUGUAUGUGAAAAUUUGUUUCACCUCUCAGUAUGUAGAUGAUGAAAGGUUAACUAUUAAACCAAAUAUUGAUGUUGUUGAACAAUUUGAAGAAGGAAAUGAAUUGAAUCUAAAGGAUUUGCUAUAAGACCAUACAAUAUACAUACAGGUUGAGCGAUUUUUUGAAUCGGUAAAUGUAUUUAGGAAUCAUUUUUGUGCAUAUGUAUUUCUCAAUAUUAUGUGAUAAAUUGUACUUACAUUCAUAUUUAUGUUUUUAUUACAAUUAAUUAAUACUAUUCAUUUAUAGUUUAAGAUUUUUGAUUGACAAGCCAUGUAAACUUUUGAUGGCAAAUAUUUGUAUGUUUUUAUGGAUUUCUUGUGUGCAAAUGAAUUAUUAUUAUUAUCAAAUACUG
Messenger RNA from Harmonia axyridis, 1503 nucleotides. Its product is annotated as zinc finger protein 711-like. Lineage: Eukaryota; Metazoa; Arthropoda; Insecta; Coleoptera; Coccinellidae. Gene Ontology annotation, molecular function: RNA polymerase II transcription regulatory region sequence-specific DNA binding; DNA-binding transcription factor activity, RNA polymerase II-specific. The record is from RefSeq and is a predicted model, not a curated record. Bases 125 to 1075 code for a protein of 316 amino acids. The transcript has 2 exons. Gene Ontology annotation, biological process: regulation of transcription by RNA polymerase II.